Molecule: messenger RNA, 903 nt
Organism: Alternaria postmessia
Lineage: Eukaryota; Fungi; Ascomycota; Dothideomycetes; Pleosporales; Pleosporaceae
Exons: 1
Coding region: 1-903 (300 amino acids)
Biological process (GO): DNA catabolic process
Molecular function (GO): endonuclease activity; nucleic acid binding
Source: RefSeq, a predicted model, not a curated record
AUGGCGCAAAACCUCGUCUCUCACAAGACGGCCAAGUUUGCCCAGACUCUCUUGAACGAUACCUCGUCCGCAUACCUAGCCAACGUAGCAACCUGGGCCGACAGCUACCGCUAUGAGGCUGGAGGACAGUUCAGUUCCGUCUAUCACUACAUUGAUGCUCUCGACAACCCGCCUGAAAGCUGCAACAUCGACUUCGAGCGAGACUGUCCCGAAGAAGGCUGCAUUGUUUCUGCUAUUGCCAACUACUCCAGCCGCGCUUUCCAGAAGUCGGUCGGCAUCGUCGAGCAGCAGAAGGCACUCAAAUGGGUCGUUCACUUCGUUGGUGACAUUCACCAGCCCCUACAUGUAGAGAACAUCGCCGUGGGUGGCAACCUCAUCAACGUCACCUUCAACGGCGCGCGCACAAAUCUCCACUCCAUCUGGGACACAGCGAUUCCGCAAAAGGCAUACGGCAACUUCUCUCAGGCCAAUGCACUGGCUCUGGCCAACAAUCUCACCGCGGAAGUAAAGCAUGGCAAGUUCAAGAAAGAGAGCAAGACGUGGCUCAAGGGCUUGAAGGCGAAAGAUGCAGUAAGCAGCUCCAUGACCUGGGCGCGCGACUCCAACAAAUUCGUUUGCUCUACUGUCAUACCCGAUGGUCCUGAUGCAGUUUUCGCGCAAGAGCUAUCCGGAGCGUACUGGGAUACGGCAAUUCCAGUCGUCACCAAGCAACUUGCAAAGGCAGGAUACAGGCUUGCUGCUUGGCUCGAUGCGCUUGUUGAGCUCAAUGAGAAGAAGGGUCAUGGACAGUGGACACGGGAAGAGAAAAGGACUGUAAAACUACAGCCAUGGCAGGAAGAAGCGAGACAGGCCCGACGUGACUUUGGGCCCGACUGUGGAUGCGGUGAAGAGCAUGCGCACUGA